Molecule: messenger RNA, 300 nt
Organism: Theileria orientalis strain Shintoku
Lineage: Eukaryota; Apicomplexa; Aconoidasida; Piroplasmida; Theileriidae
Exons: 1
Coding region: 1-300 (99 amino acids)
Source: RefSeq, a predicted model, not a curated record
AUGGUUUUAUCAAAAGGAAGUAUUUGGAACAGAAUAAGGACUUUCACAGUGCCCAUAGGCGGAAGUAAGAGAAAAGUAUACAUCCUUGCGUUCAUAAACUUCUUUGCCUUCGGUAUCGGAACAGCUUUCAGCGGAAUAUACGAUGAUUGUAUGGAGGAUGUAAUAAUAGGAUUGCUGCAGAUGCUACCAAUUGUAGGAUGGGCAUGGUCAGUUAUUUGGGGAAUUACAAUGAUAUUUAAAAGGAUGAAAAUCGAAAGAGAAGAAAGAAAACAAAUGACACCGCAAAUUGAUGGACCCUGA